AUGCUUUUCGCCGAGGAUGAAUACGUCGAGCGCGAGGUGGAGCUCGAGGCCCCGGAGCUGCCAGGGGGGAAGCUCGUCUUGCGGCUAUUUGGAUGGCCCAUGGGCUGCUCCGGUGAUAUCGUUUGGAGAGGCGCCUGGGGCGCGUUGCAAGCGCUGCUGGCGGAGGCGCCGCGGCUCCGCAACCGCCGUGCCCUGGAGCUGGGCGCCGGCUGCGGGGUGCUGGCCUUCGCUGCAGCAACGCUAGGCGCGCACAGCGUGGCAACGGAUGGGAACGAAGAAGAGCUGCCGCUUUUGGAGAAGAAUGCUGCCAACUUCAGGGAUAGCAACGGGCUCGGCGGCUCCCUGUCGGCGCGGCAGUUGGAGUGGGGCCGUGCUGCUGCCGAGAGGUCGGGCCUCGGCCCCAGAAGCUUCGACUGGAUCCUCGGUUCGGAGAUUGUGUACAUACCCGACUGCAUACCUGAACUGGCAGAGACGUUGGCAUUCUUCCUCGCUGACACAGGCGAGGCGCUGAUUGCCAACACUGCAGUUGCCACGCGCACGGAUCAGGAAGAGGCACGAGAGCUACUUUGCAAGCUGCAGCUCGUUGACACGGUGCGGCCUUUGCUUCGAGCUCCACAUGCCUCCCCGCGUGGCGCCGCCCACGGGCUGCGCCUGGGCACCCUGGCGAGGUGCUGGAGAGACUCAGGGCCUAAGGCGUUGCUUUAA
Effrenium voratum is the source of this 705-nucleotide messenger RNA. The record is from the annotation of a GenBank genome assembly. NCBI's taxonomy places the organism in Eukaryota, Dinophyceae, Suessiales, Symbiodiniaceae.